UGCUUGGAGCAGCCUGUCUCUCUCUGUCUCUGUCUCUCUCUCUGUCUCUGUCUGUUUCUGUCUCUCUGUCUGUAACUGAUCCCCAGCAGAGCACACGACAAACCUGGGCUUUAGCCUGACUCCAGAAUGAUUGCUGUACACAUCCUCGUUCUUGGGAACACCAUGAACUCCCACAGGCUUUUUAUGGAUCGUCUUAAAACUAAAGUGAAGUUACGUGAAGUGAGCUCGGUAAAUGAAUGUGAUUACAUCAUUGCUUUUGUACCGAUCGUCUCUCGAGCUGGAACAGACAUUCAAGCUGCUGUUGAAAAAAUCCCCACAUGUAAGCCUGUCGUUCUCGUGGUCCUCCACCACACAUUCGAUGCCUGUUCCACCCCUCCGGACAGCAGACUCUGCAUAAACAGGGACAGAAUGUUCGCUGUAGAUUGUCUCUUUUAUGAAGACCAAGGACUGCUGAAAUGUCAACGCAAUGACAAAGCACUCACAGAGAUGAAGGAGCACCUGGAUAGAAAGGAACAUUCUGAGGUGACCCAAGAGGUGGACCCGUGCAGACCAGUGGUGGAUGACAGCUAUUCUAUACAGAAUUCUUCCAAGGAAAAUAUAUAUCGAAUUGUUUCGGGUGUUUCUUUAGUUGCUCUUGUGGGUGGUGUAUAUUUAUACGUAUGUGUGCAGGGAUAUAAGAAUGGGCAUUUACAUGGGUUUAUGGUUGGGUAUGAUGUUGGGUAUUUGAGUAGUUAUUAGUUUGGGAACUGGGUUGUGCAUUAGGGUAGGUAUUGGACUAUAUGUUUGGGUGAGUUUUGAAAGGGGUGAUGUUGUGUGAGUGUGUGGUAUUCUGGGUUGUAUGCUGGACAUUCUUUUAGCUAUUUGUUUGCUUAUUGGUGUUGGUCAUGGUUUGCUAUGAUUAUGAAUGACUUAAUUUGUAAUAAAAUAAAAAUUGAGAAUGCAUGAUGUUUCAUCCUAGAACUUGUGUCAGAUGCAUGUCUAUAAUAUAAUAAUUUACAGAGCAAUGCAUUCAAUUUAAAAUUUGUUGGAUAAACACAUUUCCACAAUCUCCAACUAAAGACUGCAUGUGCUUCACAUUAUGUUUAUGGAUAUAAAUCAUAUUUAAACAUAGAUUAAAUGAUUAUAUAGUACAUGAUACACUAUAGUAACAGAUUAGUUUUAUCAAUCGUUUGUUGGUUAAUAACAAAUUAAAUAACAGCCGUGUUUCCUCUCCGAACCUCACUGAGUG
Messenger RNA from Clarias gariepinus (North African catfish), 1228 nucleotides. RefSeq lists its product as uncharacterized. The transcript is spliced from 5 exons. The record is from RefSeq and is a predicted model, not a curated record. The coding region runs from base 127 to 738 and encodes 203 amino acids. Lineage: Eukaryota; Metazoa; Chordata; Actinopteri; Siluriformes; Clariidae.